This is a messenger RNA of Aspergillus ochraceoroseus IBT 24754, 720 nucleotides long. RefSeq names its product NPP1 family protein. The coding region runs from base 1 to 720 and encodes 239 amino acids. The transcript is spliced from 2 exons. NCBI's taxonomy places the organism in Eukaryota, Fungi, Ascomycota, Eurotiomycetes, Eurotiales, Aspergillaceae. The record is from RefSeq and is a predicted model, not a curated record.
AUGCUUCCCAAGACUUUCCUAGCCAUCUUGACGGCACUUGUCGCCGUGCAGGCCUCUCCCAUGGAUAAGCGUGGCGUGGUGCCUCACGACUCUAUCCAACCUAUGGGUGAGACUGUUCCCCAUAAUGCAGUCGGCAACACCUUCAAGAAGUUCGAGCCGUAUUUGCAUAUUGCGCAUGGUUGCCAGUCUUACCCGGCUGUUGCUUCCAACGGCGGUACCAGUGGUGGUCUCCAGGAUACCGGAAGUUCCACUGGCGGCUGCCGGGACCAGUCCAAGGGCCAGACCUAUGUACGCGGUGGCUGGCACAAUGGCCGCUAUGGCAUUAUGUACGCUUGGUACAUGCCCAAGGACAUGCCCAACAGCGGUGUGUCGGUGGGUGCCCACCGCCACGACUGGGAGAACGUUGUUAUCUGGGUGAAUAACCCCAGUGUGCGUAACCCAACCUUGUUGGGCGGCGCGGCCUCCGGUCAUGGCAAGUACAAGAAAACCACCAACCCCCAGCGCCAGGGAGACCGCCCCAAGGUUGAAUACUUCACCAACUUCCCCACCAACCACGAGUUGCAAUUCACCAACACCUUGGGUCGGGAUCUACCUCUUAUUGCCUGGGACUCUAUGUCGCCUGCCGCGCGCAGGGGAUUGGAACAGGCCAACUUUGGUGCCGCCACGGUGCCAUUCAAGGACUCCACGUUCCAGGGCAAUCUAGCCAAGGCUGCCUUGUAG